Messenger RNA from Hibiscus syriacus, 762 nucleotides. RefSeq lists its product as uncharacterized. NCBI's taxonomy places the organism in Eukaryota, Viridiplantae, Streptophyta, Magnoliopsida, Malvales, Malvaceae. The coding region runs from base 1 to 762 and encodes 253 amino acids. The transcript is spliced from 3 exons. The record is from RefSeq and is a predicted model, not a curated record.
AUGGAAACUUGGAAUUACCCUUUUUGCUUUAUGAGGACAGUGUCAUUUGUUGGUGAAAUGCUUGUUGAAGAUGUUGAGAUAGAGAGUGCUGAUCAAGGAAGGGAAUUUAGGAGGAGAUUAAGGUUUAAACGGAUGCCUAAUUUGGUUCAAACGGAGAUUCGAAUUGUGCCCAAGGGGUUUUCUUGCUUGGAUUCACUUGAAAUAGGAAGCUAUAGUUUGGAGUUUAGCCCUGAUUUGGGGGCUUUAGUGCAUGUUUUUUUGGUGCCAAUGGUAGCUAGUCUUGCAUUGAUUGGAUCACGGAUCGAAGAGCUUGUUGAAGCUGGGUGGAGCUCUAGUUGGGUGAAAACACAACUGGACUAUGAGGUUAGUGGCGUUGAGGUUGAUGAAGAGGUGUCAAGGGUUGCUCACAAGUACUUUGGGUUGGAGGAUGGGGAUCAAAUUCGGGUUUGUGUUGGAGAUGGCAUGAAACUUAUGGAUAAACUUGCACAUGGAGAUGUAGGUCAUACUGAUCCCAAGUUUGAUGUGAUUAUGGUUGAUUUGCAUUCUGAUAAUCUGAGAAUUGGUGAGGUUUUUCCCUAUUUAUAUGAGAUCGAUGUUGGAAAUGGAGAAAAUUUUGUUUUAAUCGCUGCUAUGGCCUUGCCCUGUUCAUCUUCGAUUAGUGAUUGUGAAAAUAUGUUCCUUCAAAAACUGAGACUGGUGAUUUCAGGAGCACAUGGAUCCAUUAAGAGAAUUGGAAGUGCAAUGUCUAGUAGAAGCAGUUAA